Penicillium lagena is the source of this 876-nucleotide messenger RNA. Its product is annotated as WSC domain-containing protein. The transcript has 4 exons. The record is from RefSeq and is a predicted model, not a curated record. NCBI's taxonomy places the organism in Eukaryota, Fungi, Ascomycota, Eurotiomycetes, Eurotiales, Aspergillaceae. Bases 1 to 876 code for a protein of 291 amino acids.
AUGCACCUCUCGCUGUCGGUGUCCCUUGCGAUCCUGCUGGCACGACCCUUCGUGUCGGCGGCAUCCGAUCUUGCUUAUUGCUCCUCAGAGAACACUGGAUCCUCAUUCUCGGCUGUCCUCAAUAACUACCAGUCGAAUGGAGCUUGUGAGACCACCUGCAAAAGUUACGCCUUUGGUGUACUUCAGGGCAAGAAGUGCUGGUGCUCUAACGUAGCCCCGUCUUCGAGCUCGACGUCCAAGACUUCGAACUGCGAUACCUCAUGCCCCGGUUAUCCCAGCGACAGCUGCGGUAGCGCAGCCCAGGGCGUCUACGCCUAUGUCGCCAUCUCGGGCAAUUCGGCAACCAGCACGGCAAAGGGAUCUGGCAGUAGUACUACUUCGACAUCGACGUCCACCUCCGAUCGCGUUGUCCAGACCACCUCGAACGGCGAAGUGGUGACCAUCACCAAACCGGCCCCGAGCGCCACUGCUGGUUCUAGUUCGUCCAACAGCGGCGGCGGCUCCAGCCUGAGCGGCGGUUCAAUCGCGGGUAUUGUGAUCGGCGUCCUCGGUGGCCUUGCUCUUAUUGCAGCCCUUGUAUUCCUGGUCUUCUUUUACCGGCGUCGAUCACGCGCCGUGAGCCCCGCACCCAGCCAGGACAUGACCGACAACCGGACCAGCCAGGGCUCUAGCUUUAUGCGUGGUGUCUUUCCUCAAGGCGGCCAUAUGCACGACUCGUCCGCCCAGUCGGGUAACGGGCGCCCAAACCAGUUCACGGAUAACCGCUUGAGAACUGACGCUGUCGUCUACUCGCACGGUCGUCAGGACAGCAGCACAUCGCUCCAGGACAAUGAAGACUACUCGCGCCCAGUCCUUCGCCUCACUAACCCCGACUAA